CGUCAAAAUAAUUUUAUGCCAAUAAGAUACUCUUACUCACAAAUUAGAAAGAUGAGCGGACGUUUUCAAGACAAAUUGGGGGAAGGAGGUUAUGGCUCUGUCUUCAAAGGAAAACUUAGAAGUGGAAGAUUGGUAGCAAUUAAGGUGUUGGGCAAAGCAAAAAGUAAUGGACAAGACUUUAUUAAUGAAGUUGCAACCAUUGGGAGAAUUCACCAUGUCAAUGUGGUGAGUCUUGUUGGCUUUUGCUCCGACAGAACAAAACGUGCUCUUGUAUAUGAUUUCAUGCCCAAAGGCUCUCUUGACAAGUACAUGUUGUCUCAAGAGGGGCAUAUAUCCUUAAGUUGGAAGAAAAUGUACGAAAUUUCUCUCGGGAUUGCACGAGGGAUUGAAUAUCUACAUCGAGGUUGUGACAUGCAGAUCCUACACUUUGAUAUUAAACCUCACAACAUCCUUCUUGAUGAAAAUUUUGUUCCAAAGCUAUCAGAUUUUGGUCUUGCUAAAUUGUGUUCAACAGAUGAUAGCAUCGUGUCUGUCACUGCAGCAAGAGGAACAAUCGGAUACAUAGCCCCAGAGCUGAUCUACAAAAGAAUUGGAGGUGUUUCGUACAAAGCCGACGUGUAUAGUUUUGGGAUGCUAUUAAUGGAAAUGUUAGGGAAACGAAAGAAGCUCGAUGCAACAACGGAUAAUAACUCAAGUCAGAUGUACUUUCCUUUGUGGGUUUACCAUAAAAUGGUGCAAGGAAAGAUUACGGAAGUUGAGGAUGCCACAGAGGAGGAGGAAAAUAUGAUUAAAAAGAUGAUAGUAGUAGGAUUAUGGUGCAUACAGAUAAGGCAUUGCAAUCGUCCCUCAAUGAGAAAAGCAAUCCAAAUGCUUGAAGGACAUGCAGAAAAUUUAGAAUUGCCUCCUGAGCCUACUUUUAAUAUAGAACAAGUGCCAGCAGAGAAUAUUGAAGAAACUACAAACCCGACAUGGUCAUCCUUGACAUCAGUUGAAGUGUCAGAAUCUAUAAAAUUGGUUAUAGAUGCAAACUGAGUAAAUGUAAUACUAAGUAUUUAUAAUUGAUUGAGCCAAGAAAAGGCGUUGAAACUCCAUUAUAAUAAUGUAAUUUGUUUAUCAGUAUGACAAUAGAUGCAUUUUCAGUAUCCAUAUAUCAAAUGCAUUAGUGAUAUUCAUUGGCUCUCACCCAUUGAAAAGAAUUUGAAACAAACAAACCCGACUACAGAGUACAUAACACAAACACAGAGAUAGACUUCUGUAAGUUAGUUGCAUCAACCUUAAUUGUAUC
Molecule: messenger RNA, 1285 nt
Organism: Tripterygium wilfordii
Lineage: Eukaryota; Viridiplantae; Streptophyta; Magnoliopsida; Celastrales; Celastraceae
Product: rust resistance kinase Lr10-like
Exons: 1
Coding region: 16-1032 (338 amino acids)
Biological process (GO): protein phosphorylation
Molecular function (GO): protein kinase activity; ATP binding
Source: RefSeq, a predicted model, not a curated record